AUGUCUGGCGCUCCUGAUCUCUCGGCGCUGAAGUCCAACCCCAAGUUCGUCUUCUUCACCGAUUUCGACGGCACCAUCACCCUUCAGGACAGCAAUGACUUCAUGACGGACACGAUCGGCUUCGGCCAGCCGCUCAGACGCCAGGGCAACAUGGACACGCUCAACGGCGUCAAGACGUUCCGCGACUCGUUCAAGGAGAUGAUGGACAGCAUCAACAAGCCGUACGAUCAGUGCAUCAAGUACCUGGUUGAGAACAUCAAGCUGGAUCCCGGCUUCAACGAGUUCUUCAAGUGGUCGCUGGAGAACAACGUGCCCAUCGUCGUGCUCUCGUCGGGCAUGCAGCCCAUCAUCAAGGCGCUGCUCGAGCACCUGGUCGGCCCGGAGUUCGUCAAGAUGCAGGUCGUGGCCAACGACGUGAGGCCGCGCGCUGGCAAGAGCAGCAUCAACGAGGAGGGUGGUUGGGAGAUUGUCUUCCACGACGACAGCGGAUUCGGCCACGACAAGUCGCUUACGCUCCGCCCCUACGCACAGCUGCCCGAGGGCCAGCGUCCGACCAUGUUCUACGCGGGCGACGGCGUCAGUGACCUCUCGGCAGCGAGGGAGACUGAUUUGCUGUUCGCCAAAAAGGGUCACGACCUGAUCCAAUACUGCGUGCGCGAGGAUAUCCCCUUCACCGUAUUCGGCGACUGGAAGGACAUCCUGGCCAAGGUCAAGGAGAUAGUUGAGGGCAAGACCUCCGUCCAGCAGGCGGCGAAGGAGGGUUACGAGCAGUACAAGAGCGGGCAGGCGGGUGUCAACGGACACGCCAAGUAG
This is a messenger RNA of Lasiodiplodia theobromae, 813 nucleotides long. Its product is annotated as 2-hydroxy-3-keto-5-methylthiopentenyl-1-phosphate phosphatase. The transcript is spliced from 5 exons. The coding region runs from base 1 to 813 and encodes 270 amino acids. Lineage: Eukaryota; Fungi; Ascomycota; Dothideomycetes; Botryosphaeriales; Botryosphaeriaceae. The record is from RefSeq and is a predicted model, not a curated record. Gene Ontology annotation, molecular function: phosphatase activity.